CUUUGUGCUGCAUUCACGGACCUCUGGGAGAUACGUUUGAGAACCCGUGACCUACUGCAACCAAACCAUCACUGUACUACAAAUAAGGUAGUACAGGUUAAUUAAGAGUGUAAGUACUUCUUCUGAAUACGUUUUGCCGUGUUGUCGUCUCUAGAACAAGUACAAGGAGAGUGGGAAGAAGAGCCAGGCCGUCAGCGUUUACUCCCAGCUCCCAGAGACUAACCAGAUCCAGUUUGCCAAAGCUGUUUCCGAAAUACAAAGUGAGAGCAAAUAUAAAGAAGCAGGCAGGAAAGAGGCGUCCAGCUGUCUGUAUUCGAAGCUGCCCGAGACUCGGGACACUCUGCACGCUAAGGAGGCUUCCCAGCUGCAGAGUCAGGUGAAGUAUAAACAGGACAGUCAGACGGAGACGAGCGCGUCUCUGUAUCACCAGCUAGCUGAAACCACCGAGACGCAGCUGGCCAAAGAGCAGAGAGACCUCUCCAGCCAGGUGAAGUAUAAAGAAGAGGGGAAGAAGGAGAUGGGGAAGAACUUGUACUCGCUCCUCCCUGAGACGGCAGAGACCCACUUUGCCAAGCACAUGUCGGAGAUACAGAGUCAGGCGAAGUACCAGAAGGAGCGAGAGGAUCUGGCCGCCCCGUUGUUCUCUCUGCUGCCGGAGACUCUGGAGACUCAGUUUGUGAAGGAGAUGGCCGAGACCCACAGCCAGGUCAAGUACAAGGAGGCAGGGAAGAAGGAAGCCAGCAGCGCUCUGUACCACCGGCUGCCUGAGACUCUGGAGACGCAGCGAGUUAAAGAGGUCACGGAGCUGCAGAGCGAGAACAAGUACAAGCAGAGCGGGAAGAAGUCAAUGUCGUCCAGUCUGUACGCUCAGCUGCCGCAGACGGCCGAGACGCAGCUCGCCGCCAAGAUGUCCGACCUGCACAGCGAGAGUAAAUACAAAGAGGACGGGAUCCGGAGCCGCUCGCACAGCUUCUACUCUCAGCUUCCAGAAACCGCAGAGACCGCGCUCGCUAAAAGCGUCUCCGAGCUGCAGAGCGAGGCCAGGUACAAGGAGGCGAGCAGGAAGGAUGCGAGCAGCUGUCUGUACCACCAGCUUCCUGAAACUCUGGAGACGCUACACGCUAAAGAGGCGACCGAGCUGCAGAGUCAGCUGAAGUACAAGGAAGGAGGUCAGAAAGAGCGGAGCAGCAGCCUGUACUCGGCGCUGCCGGAGACCGAAGAGAUGAAGGUCGCCAAAGCCGCCAUGGAGCUUCAGAGUGAGAAUAAAUACAAGCAGAAAGGCAGACAGGAGAUCAGCUGCAGUGUUUUCCACCAAAUGGCGGAGACCAAAGAGACGGAGUUUGUUAAGCACAUCUCUGAACUUCAGAGCCAGACGAAGUACCAGAAGGAGCGAGAGGAUCUGGCCGCCCCGUUGUUCUCUCUGCUGCCGGAGACUCUGGAGACUCAGUUUGUGAAGGAGAUGGCUGAGACCCACAGCCAGAGUAAAUACAAGGAGGCGGGGAAGAAGACGCUGGUGAACUGUCUGUACUCUCUGCUGCCUGAGACCAAAGACACUCAACAUGCCAAGGAGCAGAGCCAGCUGCACAGCGAGAAAGCGUACAGGGAGGAGGGUAAGAAGGAGGCCGGCUGCAGUCUGUACGCCCAGAUGCCCCAAACCAUCGAGACCGUCUUCGCCAAAGAGCUGACCAAGACGCAGAGCGAUAAGGUGUAUAAGGAGAAGUAUAACCGUGAGAAGGGGAAGUCCAGCUACACCAACAUGAAAACUCUGCCGGAGGUGGAGCACGCCAUGGAGGUCAACAAGAACCAGAGCGAUGUCGGCUACCGAAAAGGCAAAGAGGAGCUUCAUCACUACAACCUGGCGGCAGACAGAGCUGACAUCAUCAACGCCACCAACGCCUCCAAACUGGCCAGCAACGUAGCCUAUAAGAGUAACACCAAGCAGCAAGUUUACAGUGACGGCUUUCUUUUGGCCAGAACUGACAUCCAGCACGCCAAGGAGGUUUCAAAGCUGGCCAGCCAGGUGAAGUAUAAGGAGAGCUUCGACAGACAUUUAAAGGGCCAGCGUCCUCGUUACAACCCGCUGGACUGUCUGUCCUUCAGACACACACAGGCUGCUGCUGCUCUGGCCAGUCAGGUGAAGUAUAAAACCAAGCCGAGCCAGAGAGCCGAGGGCUCCGCAGACCUGCCCAACCUGCUGCAGCUGGAGCACGUCCUGCACGCCAGCAAGCUGCAGAGCGACGUGGAGUACAGGAAGGAGUACAAGCAGGCCAAGGCUCAGUACCACACGGCUCUGGACACGGCUGAACAGCUCCACCACCGGGAGAACGCAGUGCUGCACAGCCAGGUGAAGUACAGAGAGGAGUACGAGAGGAACAAAGGUCGCUCUCAGAUGGACUUUGAAGACACUCAGACGUACAAAGUGACUAAAGAAGCCCAGAAGAUGCAAAGCGAGAGAGAGUACCGGAGGGAGUACGAGGAGCAGAUUAAGGGUACAGGCCUGGUGGAUGCAGACCAGACCCCCGCAUACCUGACAGCCUGCCACGCUAGCAGCCUGCUGAGCGAGAGAGAGUACCGGAGGGAGUACGAGGAGCAGAUUAAGGGUACAGGCCUGGUGGACGCAGACCAGACCCCCGCAUACCUGACAGCCUGCCACGCUAGCAGCCUGCUGAGCGAGAAGGCGUACAGGAAGGACUUGGAGCAGGAAGUUAAGGGGCGGGGCUUAUCCGGCGUCGGGCUGGAGGAAACACCUGAGCUGCUGAGGGUUAAAAAUGCCAAUCAGAUACUGAACGAGAAGGAGUACCGCAGGGAUUUAGAGACGGACAUCGUGGGUAAAGGCAUGGAGCUGAGCGCCAACGUUCUCGAUAUGCAACGAGCCAAAAGAGCCUCAGAGAUCCUGAGGUCCAACAAGCAGACGGAGCAGCUCAGAGAAAACUCCUACGGGACGGUUACAGACACUCCUGAACUUCUGCACGCCUCCUACCUCAAAGACGUCUACAGCCAGAAGAAGUAUAAGCACGAAGCGGAGCGUCUGAAGGGACGCUACAGUCUGGUGUCAGAGACACCAGAGAUGGAGAGAGUCAAAGCCAACCAGAGACACAUCAGCUCUCUGCGCUACUGCUGGGACUCCAAGCUGAUGAGAGGCCUGAUGUCUUCGGUCACAGAGACGCCAGAGAUCGUCCUCGCCAGAGAGAACGCCAAGAAGAUCAGUGAUGUCGAGUACCGAGAGGAAGUGGGUCACGGUACCGCCGUCAGGGACACGCCAGAGAUGGAGCGAGUCCGACGCAACCAGGAGAACAUCAGCUCAGUCAAGUACAAGCAGAGUGCAGUGAAGGCCUCCAGCGUCGGAGUGACUCCAGAACUGGAGAGAGUCCGACAGAACCAGGAGAACAUCAGCUCGGUGAGGUACCAGCGCGGGCUGCAGGAGAUGAGGGGGCGGAGCCUCAGCGAGCUGGACACACCUGAGUACAGGCGUGUCAGGAAGUCACAGGACUCUGUCUCCAUGGCCAAGUACCACGAGGACUUUGAGCGGGCACGCGGCCGAGGCUGCACGCCAGGAUUGGACGAGCCCAGCAUGGAACGCUACCAGAGAGCCAAUCAGAUGAUCGCAGAGGCGGGAUACAGCAAAGGGAUCCACCCCCAGGCGAUGGAGAUGGACAGACGACCGGGGGGCAUCAUCGUAGACCUGAAGGUGUGGAGGACGGACCCCGGCUCCAUCUUUGACUUUGACCCUCUGGAGGACAACAUCCAGUCCAAGAGCCUCCGCAGGAUGUCUGAGCGGGCCGAAAGCAGACUCAGCCGGCAGCACUCGCAGCAGUCUGUCAGCCACAGCCGGGCGCAGUCGGUCAGCUCCCUGACCUCUGACCUCUGGGACCGCAGCAGCUCCGAAACGCCCGCUCCAGUCCUCCCUGGAGCGUACCAUCAGGGCAUCCACAUGCACCAGCACCAGCAGCAGCAGCAGUAUCACGGCUACAUGCACCAGACCAGCAUGUCGUCCGUCAGAUCCGUCACCUCCCCCCCGCACUCCGCCACAAUGCGUGUUUACCGGGCGCUGUACGACUACGCGGCGCAGGACCACGACGAGGUCUCCUUCAGGGACGGAGACGUCAUCGUCAACGCUCAGCCCAUCGACGAGGGCUGGAUGUACGGCACCGUGCAGCGCACCGGCAAGUCUGGCAUGCUGCCGGCGAACUACGUGGAGUGCUGCAACUAGAGGAGAGAGGAGAGAGGUAGAGAGGUAGAGAGGGAGAGAGGUAGAGAGGGAGAGAGGUAGAGAGGUAGAGAGGGAGAGAGGUAGAGAGGGAGAGAGGUAGAGAGGGAGGAAGGGAGAGGGACAGGGGGGAGAAAUGGUAAAAAUGUGAUGAAUGAAAUCCGCCCUUGCUGUUAAAAAGUCAGCAGUCGGUGAUGUUCCUUGCAUUUCAGGGAUGGUUUACAUUUUUUGGAUGUUUCAAAUACAGACAAAAAUGUGUUUUUGUUUUUUUUUUAAAUCAGGAAAUAGACCAGAAUGCAAUGCAGCUACAGGGACAAGGAGCUGUGUUGGAGACCGUUUCCAUAUCACAGAAAUAGUUCCCUAUAUAGUGCGUUCGGCAUUUUGUACAGUAGUGGUGUUCGAAUCCUCCGCGGUCACUAUAUAGUCCUAUUAUGAAAUACCCACAAUGCACUGCUAAUUUGAGUGUACAUACGAUGUACAGUACAGGCCAAAAGUUUGGACACACUUUCUCAUUCAUUUUUUUUUUUU
This is a messenger RNA of Perca fluviatilis (European perch), 4735 nucleotides long. Its product is annotated as nebulette-like. The transcript is spliced from 36 exons. Gene Ontology annotation, molecular function: actin filament binding. The coding region runs from base 518 to 4210 and encodes 1230 amino acids. Gene Ontology annotation, cellular component: Z disc. NCBI's taxonomy places the organism in Eukaryota, Metazoa, Chordata, Actinopteri, Perciformes, Percidae. The record is from RefSeq and is a predicted model, not a curated record. Gene Ontology annotation, biological process: cardiac muscle thin filament assembly.